ACUUGAGGAGAUCCAAUCCGAGGCUUGAUAGGCAGUCAACAGCAACAAAUGCUGCCUGCAAGUCACAUUGUCUCCUCAUACUCUGGACGAUGGUUGUUCCGAUCCGACCCCGCCAGGCAGUGACGACCAAUCAGCAUCUCUGCGGGCCUUGCCGGCAGCAUUCGGGGCCAGUUCUGGAAGCCGAGGCAGUAGAUAAGACAAGCUCAUCGGCAUCCAGCAUCCGGUCCGCCUCCAUUCCUCACGACCCAUGAAAUCCCAAGCAUACAGAAGCAAGCGAAGAAAGAUGUCCAAGUUAUCUCAUCAACUCAAGGCGCUGAUCAACGCCCCGGCAGCACGCCCCAAUACUGUGCCCGCGCCGCGCAACAUCCAGUCCGUGUACAAGAAGAUCCAACAAAGCGCAAAAUCCCAGAACCUCUCCCAACCAUCAUGGCUCGCUCUAUCGACAGCAACCACAAUGACCAUGAACUCUCCCGAAUCCCUCUCCGAACUCUUCCAACUAGCCAGCACCUCCCAAUCACCCAAGGAAAGCGUCGCAACCGCCGAAUUCAUGCGCGAAGUCGGUCUCAAAUGCAUCAGCUUCAACGGCAUCCCACGAACCAUCAACUGCCUCAACGCCUUCAAAGCCAGUCUCCCUGAAUCCAUCAGCUCCCAACUAUCGCAAACCCCAACCCGCACCCCCACCCAAGACAACAUCCAGGAGAUCUGCACCCGCGGCCAAAAUCUCUGGGACUCGAUCUACCGCCCCUUCGAGACGAAACUCUACAACAAGCUUGCGGACUCGCAUCCCGACCUGCCGGUUCAUAUCCUGAACUGCAAUUACGGAGCUCUGCUCUCGGACCCUGCGCGGACCACCGGCGCGAAUGUGGGCAGACUCGCGACGUCAAUUGUGGCUGUGUCUUGUCUUCGUGCGCAGACGGGUGUCGGUCCCCAGGUGACGUCGCAUGUGUUCGGACUGCGGAAGGCUAUCGAGGACGGUACGUGGGUUAAUGAUGUGGAGAGUGAGGAGGGGGCCAAGUGGUUGGCUAGUGAUGAGGGUAACACGUGGAUUAUAAAUAGCGUGGAUGAUAUCGUGGAGACGAUUAGUGAGGGGAUGGGAUCGAACUUUGCUCCUGCGAGGUCGGCUAAGAUAUAGAUUUGAUUUUUCUAGCGUUGUUUGGUAUAUUGUGGUUUUGUAUGAUAGUAGCCAUAUGGCAUUUAUAUACUCAUGAGAUUUUGAUUUUAUACAGUGCG
Molecule: messenger RNA, 1230 nt
Organism: Aspergillus ibericus CBS 121593
Lineage: Eukaryota; Fungi; Ascomycota; Eurotiomycetes; Eurotiales; Aspergillaceae
Exons: 2
Coding region: 284-1132 (282 amino acids)
Source: RefSeq, a predicted model, not a curated record